AUGUUACAGUUUGUAAAAGAGGUUUAUGAAGGAAGAGGGGCUGUGUGUGUGUUUGUGUCAUGGGUGGUGCUUAUUUCCAUCUCAGGUGCACAAGGUGUAUGUGAGGAUGUGGCCAGGAGUGAGGAAGACAGAGAUGAAGAGGGAGUAAAAGGCAGACAAGAAGCAGACAGACAAGAAGCAGAGAGACAAGAAGCAGACAGACAAGAAGCAGACAGACAAGAAAAACAGAGUGAGGGGGAAGUCAGAGAGGAUAAGGAUGAAGAUGAAAUGGUAGAGAGAGGAGCAGAGAACACAGACGUGGAUGUUACUCGCCAUCAGUUCAGUAAACCCAAUCAACCAGAUCCAAAAUUAAUUUCUAAACAGUCCUUGCCCAAAUAUACUCUGAGUUUUCAAACUCAGUGGUACCAGAAAUUUCCAUGGCUCCAUAUGUUGGCUAGGCAGGGCUUACCUUUUAGAGGCCAUGAAUGUGGUGAAGGAAAUUUUGAACAGGUUCUGAAGUACAAAUCAGAGAAUGACCCCUCUCUAACCAAGUGGUUGACAUGUGGUAGAAAGGAUGUAUAUACUUCAGCUAUUGUUCAAAAUGAAAUCCUAAGUUUGUUCAGCAGCAUGAUCAUACGUGAAAUAGUUGAAAACAUCAGAUCACUUCCACACCUGCAGUACUCUGUGAUGAUGGAUGGGACACAAGAUGUGUCUGGAAAAGAGCAAGAGGCAGUGUGUUUGAGAUAUGUUGACAAGGAUUUAGUCCCUCAUGAAGAAUUUAUUGGUCUUUAUGAAGUUUCUUCGACAUCUGGAGAAAAUCUAGCAAAAGUAGUCAUGGAUGUUUUGCAGCGCCUAAACUUGCCUAUCACUGGGUUGCGUGGCCAAGCAUAUGAUGGGGCCGGAAAUAUGGCUGGCAAAUACAAUGGAGCACAGGCCAUUAUAAGAAAAAUACAACCUCUGGCUCCCUAUGUUCAUUGUGCUGCACACUGUGUUAACCUAAUUACACAGAGGUCCUGUACUGCCUCAAUAUUUAUCCGUAAUUCUCUGGAUUGGGUCAAUGAGUUGGGUGUGUUGUUUGGGCAGUCAGGGAAACUGAAGGACAUAUUUAAGGGAAUUGCAAGGUCUGAGGGGGGUGAGGGUCCAUGUCACACUAUAAGACCUCUGUGUCCAACAAGGUGGACCGUUCGCACUAGUGCCAUCCGCACUGUGCUAAACCAGUACGAGUGCAUAAUCAAGGCUUUGGCUGAAAUGGCAGUGAGUCAGUCUGAUGCGGCUAGUAAGGCACAGGGGCUUUAUGACACAUUUCAGCAGGGAAAUGUUGUCUUUGGUCUUCUGUGUGCUUUGGAGAUCACAGGGGAGUUGGAGGUUUUAAAUAUGUCCCUCCAGAGCACAAUUCAGACCAUAGAUGGGAUGCUUUCAGCUGUUGCCUGUGUUAAGGACAGUUUCAGCAAAAAGAGAAACUCAGAGAGUUUUCAGGCUCUUUACACGAAAGCAACAAGUAUGUGUGAAACACUCCAUCUCGCUCCUAUUGCCGCUCCUCGUGUCCGUAUCCCACCUCAGCGCUUCACAGGUAAUGCUCCUGCACAUGUACAUGUGUCCCCUUCUGACUACUACAGGACUGAAUUCUACAAAUACCCAGAAAUCAACCCAGACAUCUUCAAAGUUCAGCUUGCAUUGUUCAGAAUGAAGUACAGCUUCCAGUCUAGUACUGAAGUUGUUGCAGUUCUUCAAGGAAUGACCCCAGAGGUCCGUGGUCUCUUUGACCAAGUCGAAACAGUUGCCCAACUCCUCCUAGUUGUGCCUGUGUCAUCAGCAGAGUCAGAAAGGAGUUUCAGCAGCCUCCGGAGGCUGAAAACAUGGCUACGCAGCACGAUGACCCAAACUCGCCUCCAACAGUGUUGCUGUGUGCCAUGUGCAUAA
Molecule: messenger RNA, 1899 nt
Organism: Labeo rohita (rohu)
Lineage: Eukaryota; Metazoa; Chordata; Actinopteri; Cypriniformes; Cyprinidae
Product: zinc finger MYM-type protein 1-like
Exons: 4
Coding region: 1-1899 (632 amino acids)
Molecular function (GO): protein dimerization activity
Source: RefSeq, a predicted model, not a curated record